Messenger RNA from Penicillium canescens, 1086 nucleotides. Its product is annotated as 5'-methylthioadenosine/S-adenosylhomocysteine nucleosidase family protein. Gene Ontology annotation, molecular function: catalytic activity. Gene Ontology annotation, biological process: nucleoside metabolic process. The transcript is spliced from 2 exons. Bases 1 to 1086 code for a protein of 361 amino acids. Lineage: Eukaryota; Fungi; Ascomycota; Eurotiomycetes; Eurotiales; Aspergillaceae. The record is from RefSeq and is a predicted model, not a curated record.
AUGGAAGUUCUUAGCUAUGAAGCGUACACUGUCGGGAUCGUGUGCGCUCUAGAAUUUGAGAUGAGUGCUGUCCGCUAUAUGCUAGACAAAGAGCAUGCCCGUUUGCCUAGACAGCUUGGCGACUCAACUCUGUAUAUCCUCGGAGAGCUCAGUGGCCACAAUGUGAUCCUUGCUAGCCUUCCGGGCAGUCAGGGGAAGAGCGCGGGAGCCGCGGUCGCGAAGGAUAUGGCGCGUACGUUUCCAUCGAUCGAGCUACGCUUGAUGGUCGGAAUCGGGGGAGGCGUACCGAGCGUAAAGAAUGAUAUCCGCUUAGGCGACGUUGUUGUGAGUAUGCCUGAUGGCCAGCAUGGCGGUGUGGUUCAAUACGACUUGGGUAAGAGCACGGACGAUGGCAUCGUCCUAAAAGGAUUCCUUUGGCCGCCAUCAGAGAUUUUAAGAAGUGCUGUGUCUAUUAUGCGGUCUGAUCAUAGGAUCUCGCAAAGCAAGAUCCCCGAGUUCAUAUCGGCUCUGUUUCAGAAAACCGACGAACUUCGGCUUUCGUAUCAGCGGCCUGUAGAGCCGGAUGAGCUCUUCCAGCCGGAAUAUCGUCAUAUUUCUCACCAAGCAACCUGUCAGCUCUGUGACAAGACGAAACUGGUCCAUCGUCAACCCCGGAAGCCGAUUCCCAAGAUUCACUAUGGGCUCAUUGCUUCUGGAGAUCAAGUCAUAAGGAGCGCGUCUAAUACGGCAGAAGUAAAUAGGAGGGUAGGUGGUGAUAUCUUAUGCUUCGAAAUGGAAGCGGCGGGCAUCGCGACGGAAUACUCGUGCAUCACCAUCCGGGGCGUCUCUGACUAUGCAGACUCUCACAAGAACGACGCCUGGCAGUAUCAUGCUGCCGCUACCGCUGCUGGCUGCGCUAAAGAGCUCCUUUCAUACGUCGACCUGCCGCAGCCUUCCACCACGACUGAAGCCCUUAGUCGGCAUAGGUCUGACUUAUUCACCGACAGCGGUCUAGCUGCGCAAUCUAUCUUUCGCGGUCGAGGAGUUCAAAACUCGGGCUCUGGCAAUAUCUCCAUAGGAAAGGAUUUGAACAUCGGCAAAAAUUAA